AAAUGAUUGCUCAAAAUAUAUUAGCAACAAUGUCUUUCUCACAUAUGUUUACUGCUUUUCUUUUCUCUUUGAUUGUGUGUUUGGUCAUUUCUGAAUGUCACGCUGAUGUUAAUGCUAAUGCUAGCCAUAUAUCAAAAUUAGUGAUUGAUGCACGUACUAGAAGGCCUAUUCCAGACACAUUCUUUGGAGCAUUUUUUGAGGAAAUUAAUCAUGCAGGAGCUGGGGGAUUGUGGGCAGAACUUGUGGAUAAUAGAGGUUUUGAAGCAGGGGGUUCCAAUGUUUCAUCAAAUAUCAAUCCAUGGAUAAUUAUUGGAGAUAAUUCAUCAUCGAUUAUCGUAUCAACUGAUCGUUCAUCUUGUUUUGAGUGUAAUAAGGUUGCUUUACGUUCAGAUGUUCUUUGUCAAGGACAAUCAUGUCCACUUGGUGGUGUUGGUAUCUCCAAUCCUGGAUUUUGGGGCAUGAACAUUGAGCAAGGGAAAAAGUAUAAAGUGGUGUUCUAUGUUAGAUCACUUGGUCCUAUUAAUUUACAAGUUUCAUUUAUCGGAUCUGAUGAUGGAGUAAAAUUGGCUUCAACAAACAUAAGUGCUUUUGGAGUUAAUGUUACAAAGUGGAGUAGGAUGGAGACAAUUCUUGAAGCUAAUGGUACAAAUCAUAAUUCAAGUCUACAAAUAACAACAAGCAAUAGAGGGGUAGUAUGGUUAGAUCAAGUGUCAGCUAUGCCCUUGGAUACAUAUAAGGGUCAUGGUUUUCGAAGCGAUCUUUAUCAAAUGGCGGCGGAUCUCAAGCCAAAAACUUUUAGAUUCCCAGGUGGUUGUUAUGUAGAAGGAGAUUAUCUGAGAAAUGCAUUUAGAUGGAAAGAUACAGUUGGACCAUGGGAAGAGAGACCUGGCCACUUUAAUGACAUAUGGAAUUAUUGGACUGAUGAUGGAUUUGGUUAUUUUGAGGGGCUUCAACUAUCAGAGGAUCUUGGUGCAUUCCCAGUGUGGGUGUUUAACAGUGGUAUUAGCCAUCAUGAUGAAGUUAAUACGUCUGAUAUUUCACCAUUUGUGCAAGAAGCCCUAGAUGGUAUUGAGUUUGCUAGAGGUUCUUCCACAUCACAAUGGGGUUCUCUUAGAGCUUCCAUGGGACAUCCUGAGCCAUUUGAUUUGAGAUUUGUUGCCAUUGGAAAUGAAGACUGUCAUAAAUAUAACUAUCUAGGAAACUACCUAAAGUUCUAUGAAGCUAUAAAACAUGAUUAUCCUGAUAUUCAAAUUAUCUCAAAUUGUGACGGUUCUAUACAUCAAUUAGAUCACCCAGCAGAUCUCUAUGAUUUUUAUAUUUAUACAGAUUCUAAGGACAUGUUUUCCGAUUAUACCAAGUUCGAUAACGCACCAAGAUCCGGUCCAAAGGCAUUUGUUAGUGAGUAUGCUGUUUGGAAGGAAGAUGCUGGUGCUGGAAGCCUUUAUGCAGCUGUUGCUGAAGCUGCAUUUCUCAUUGGGCUUGAAAAGAAUAGUGAUAUUGUUAGCAUGGUUGCAUAUGCACCACUCUUUUUAAACACAAACGACAGAAAGUGGAUACCAGAUGCAAUUGUUUUUAACUCUUAUCAGAAUUAUGGAACUCCAAGUUAUUGGCUACAACAACUCUUUAUUGAAUCUAGUGGAGCAACAUUGCUUAAUUCAACUCUUCAAAAUUCUUCUAGCUCAAUUGUUGCAUCCGCAAUUGAGUAUAAAAAUUCUCAAGAUGGGAAGAAUUAUCUAAGAGUAAAGGUAGUCAACUUUGGAAAUGCCACUGAGAACUUCAUGAUUUCAAUAAAUGGUUUAAAUUCAAUUGUUCAAUCGUCUAAUUCAUCAAUGGUGGUGCUUACGUCCUCCAAUAGAAUGGAUGAGAAUUCCUUCUCGGAGCCAAAUAAGAUUGUGCCCCAAAGAACUGCACUUGGAAAUGCAAGCAAUGACAUGGAUGUUAGACUUCCUCCUUAUUCAGUUACAUCAUUUGAUCUAUCAAUCUAAAAUACGAUGGUUGGAUGUUGUUUUGUAUUUUGAAAGAAGGGCGUAAUGUUGCUUAGAGUCGAAAUUGGGAGAAAUGUAUACAUUUCUCGGUUCAAAAAAUGUAUAUAUUUUUAUUUCAUAAAUAAAUUAUUUCACCUUUUUGUACCAACUUUUUUUAUUUCUCCUUUAUCUUAAUGUUGAUAUUCACUA
Medicago truncatula (barrel medic) is the source of this 2174-nucleotide messenger RNA. Its product is annotated as alpha-L-arabinofuranosidase 1-like. The transcript is spliced from 17 exons. Gene Ontology annotation, molecular function: alpha-L-arabinofuranosidase activity. Lineage: Eukaryota; Viridiplantae; Streptophyta; Magnoliopsida; Fabales; Fabaceae. The record is from RefSeq and is a predicted model, not a curated record. Bases 3 to 1985 code for a protein of 660 amino acids. Gene Ontology annotation, biological process: L-arabinose metabolic process.